AUGAGCGAGGGUCAACAGGAUGAACCGUCAGACAUUGAGGCAGCGGAAACAGAAACAGAGAGUGAAGAGCAAUGUGCUGGCACAAAAGAUAAUACAAUAAUAGAAGACAAUACAACAAAGGUCGAAAGUGAAAACGUUAAUUUGCUAAAUGAAAAGUCAAUUCCUGCCAAAGAGGAUAAUCGUGAAAGUGUAACGGAAACAAGGGCUGUGGAAGACAAUGAUAAAACAUCAAAAUCGAGUGAAAAUGUUUGUGAUAAGAAUAAAGAAGAGCUUAAAAAAUUAGACAACAAUGAAACGAAAGAAACUGAAUACAAUGCAGCAUGUGAAACGACAGUAACGGAAAAUCAAGAGUCCAGCGGAAAAACGAACGAAAUUUCAGAUUCUGAAGUGACUGUAAAAGAAAAUCCAACAGAUGAGUGCAACGAAAAUUCUAAAAUAGCUACCGAUUCUAACAAAAUCUCACAAUCAAGUCCAAGUAAAGAAGUAACUUCAAAUCCUCAAAAAUCUACAGAUUCAACAAAGAAUUCACCAGACAAUAAAACAGCACAAGAAAAUCCUACAAGCGAAACUGCAAGUAAAACAUCUACAAAUCCCUCCAAAGAUGAUUACGCUGAGCAUGUUACCUACACCGAUGAUGGCAAUGCCAUAUAUACGGAUCCUGCAACAAAAUAUCAAUAUAAAUGGUGUACGAAAACCAAUAAUUGGAUUCCAGCGGAAUCACAAACUACCCCAACGGCUGACAAUCCCUAUGAAAAUGAACACUACAAAUGGUGUCAGGAAACACAGAAAUGGAUACCAAAACAGGUGCAGGUAACCGAAACCGACCAUUACAAAUGGGAUAGUGAGAAACAGCAAUGGAUACCCAAGAAUCCGGACAGCAAUUCCGCUCAGCAAUCCAAGGAUAUUGUUUAUGACAUUGACGAGGACGGACAACGUAUCUAUACGGACCGAGAUGGCACGGUGUACUUUUGGGAUGUGGAGAAAAAUGCUUGGUUCCCCAAAAUCGAUGAAGAUUUUAUGGCACGUUAUCAAAUGAAUUAUGGUUUUAUUGACAAUACCACACAGGCUGAAAAUGAAAAGAAACAACAAGAAAUAAAAGCUGCAGAAUUGAAAGAGAAAGAGUUACAAAAAAUGACUGAGGAGGCUAUGAAAAGUAGUGAGGACGCAGUUAAAGGUCCUGCAAAACGUAAAGCACAAGAGCCACCAAAAUGGUUUGAAAUUGAUCCUGAGCACAAUACAAAAGUUUAUGUUUCUAAUUUGCCCUUGGAUAUAACAAUGGAUGAAUUUGCCGAGCUUAUGGGUAAAUGUGGCAUGAUUAUGCGUGAUCCCCAGAGCCAGAAAUUAAAAUUGAAACUUUAUGCAGAAGCUGAUGGUCAGCUGAAGGGUGAUGGUUUAUGUGAUUACAUUAAGGUAAAUGUUUCAUUAAGCAUGAUAGAAUCGAUUUUUUUAUAUCCACCUCUAUUAGGUAUAGCCGAUCAUAAGUUAAAAGUGAGACAAGAGUCAUAA
Musca vetustissima is the source of this 1506-nucleotide messenger RNA. RefSeq lists its product as uncharacterized. Gene Ontology annotation, cellular component: U2 snRNP; U2-type spliceosomal complex. The coding region runs from base 1 to 1506 and encodes 501 amino acids. The transcript is spliced from 3 exons. Gene Ontology annotation, molecular function: RNA binding. NCBI's taxonomy places the organism in Eukaryota, Metazoa, Arthropoda, Insecta, Diptera, Muscidae. The record is from RefSeq and is a predicted model, not a curated record.